AAGCUUGUCACAGAUGGGAAACAAAAAUGGCUGCGCCCUGUGUUUCUUAUUUUUCCAAACUGCGAUACAUGUUGCAUCGCACUUCAGGCUGAAUCCAAGGGUCAAGUAUGACCAGAUAUGUUAAUGACGUCUAAAAGUGUAAUGUUCAUCUAUGCUUCAGCGUUUGAAACAGUACAUGUCAACGUUUGGUCUGGCAUCUGAUUGAUAGCUGAGUUUGUGCUCUUGAGUCUUGGUCAUGUUGGUCUACGUCUGUACAUCUGUCAUGUCUGUACUACCUACAUGCAUGUGCUUCAACCCCCUGAUUACUGCUCGUCAGUGAUAAGACACAAGCACAGCUGCACCAACAAAUGCCUACCUGGUUGUAUGAGCUACAUGUUACUUACUGAGGAUGGCAGACAGGCCCAUUUCUACACAUUCAGCCAUUUGUUUUCUGUCCGUCUGGAUAGUUGCAUUUACAUUUCGUCAUUUAUUUUUGCAAUUUGGAGAACAAGAAACAAGAUAUAAUAUGCACCAUGAGAUUGUAUUUGGCGUAUUAUCAGCAAGAGAAAACUCUGCACAACGCCAUGCAGUACGAGAGACAUGGGGGCAGUACAUUCGAGAACAGUCUGAACUGAAAAAUAAAGUACUGCUUAGAUUCAUCGUUGGGAGUCGUGGUUGUGAUAUCCCUCAGCAGUUCCGGGAAGACAUGUACUCAUGCCAGUCAGUGUUAUUAAACACAAGCAUGGUGAAUCUCAAUGCAGAAAUAGUAGCAUUAGAUUUUAAGAUGCCACUGAGCAACCGCUAUGGAGCAACAAAAUCACUUGAAUACUUUGGCACUGACUUCAAGGUCAAUUAUGCUUUGAUUGUGAGGAAACUUGGUAUAAAUGCUGCUGCUUUGUCACAGGAAAAGCAAUGCAGCGUCACACUGUAUGAUACAUGGAGCCAAGAACCUGUCAUAGAUGUUACUUUCACCCCCAAUGAUCCAGGCACUCUCCUAGAUGGCUUUAGAUUCAAAGAUGUGGAAACUUAUCUCUUUCCUAAAAACUUUGAGGGAACUAUUGUUGUUGGACCUCUCAGUAAGGAUGACGUGUGGCUUUCGGAAAGAAAAAAUGAGCAAAUUGGAAGUCAUAUGCAUAACACUCAUAAGAUUUUAUCUGCAAGAAAAAUUUUACGGACUUCAAAGACAAAAGGUUUCCCAAGUGAGAUUGAACUUCUUGAUUUCUCCUUCCCACUUGGAAACUUUGUUUUUGAAAUUUAUGAACCUGUUAAAGUGGAUGAAAUGAUCAAAUAUAGUUCAGCCAUGGCACAAUCUCAGAUUGAAAGAAAUAACCAAGAAUCACAAACUCUCAAGGAUGAGCAAAAGGAAUACAGCGAUCUUCUUUUUGUUGAUGAAAUUGAUGUCUAUAGGAACAUUCCACAAAAACUAGUGCACUUUUUUCGUUGGGUGAUAAACAGCACAGAAGCAAAUUUUAUCAUCAAAACAGAUGAUGACUGUUUUAUGAAUGUUGAGGCUGUUAUCAGGAUGCUUCAAAAUGGACACAUCACUGCAAAAAGCCGCACAUGGUGGGGUAAUUUUCGAACUAACUGGCCUCUAGAUGUACUUGGUAAAUGGGCAGAAACUGAAUAUCCUGCCCCAGUUUAUCCUGCGUUUGCCUGUGGGUCAGGCAAUCUGUUGACUCGUGAUUUAGUGGAGUGGAUUGCACAGAAUUCCCAGUUUCUUCAUGUUUACCAAGGCGAGGAUGUGUCGAUGGGAAUAUGGCUUGCUUCGAUACUGCCGUAUUAUAUAGAUGAUAGCAGAUGGAAGUGUGAUGAUGUAUGUCAACAGGAUGUUUUUGUUUUGCCAGAACUGUCCCCUCAACAACUGCGAACUUCCUGGAAGAAUUGGAUGCAGUGCCAAAAUCCAUGCAGUUGUGGUUAA
Messenger RNA from Acanthaster planci (crown-of-thorns starfish), 1897 nucleotides. It is a transcript of the gene b3galnt2, whose product is annotated as beta-1,3-N-acetylgalactosaminyltransferase 2. Gene Ontology annotation, molecular function: hexosyltransferase activity; UDP-glycosyltransferase activity. Gene Ontology annotation, biological process: protein O-linked glycosylation. Gene Ontology annotation, cellular component: Golgi membrane. The record is from RefSeq and is a predicted model, not a curated record. Lineage: Eukaryota; Metazoa; Echinodermata; Asteroidea; Valvatida; Acanthasteridae.